AUGUGUGAUAUUCGUGACGGUGCCAUCUAUGAAUCUGUUCGUGCUGAUAAUCCGGGCGAAAUUUUGUCAUUAACGAUCAACAUUGAUGGUGUGCAACCUUCUAAAGGUUGCCAAACGACUAUUUGGCCAAUUCUUUUAGUUAUUAAUGAAAUUCCUCCGAAUUUACGAUUUAAGUUGGAAAAUGUUGUACUUGCCGCCGUUUGGCCUGGUCCUUCAAAGCCAUCACGUGAUGAGGUUAGGUUAUUAUUUCGUCCUGCCAUCGAUGAACUCAUCCAUCUUGAGAAUGGUCAUCCAUUUCAUCUUUCGGAUGGCAAUAUACAUAUCUUACACGUUUAUCUCAUUGGCGCCUGUUGUGAUAAGCCUGCGCAAGCACUUUCACAAUGUAUUUCAGAACCAACAGCUGCCUUUGGUUGUGGUCGUUGUGAAGUGGAGGGUAAUUUUAUUUCUGUAAUGCAUAUUGAAGUCAAAAUUUCGGCAAGAGAUACGAUGAAUUUGAAACCUUGA
Rotaria sp. Silwood1 is the source of this 504-nucleotide messenger RNA. NCBI's taxonomy places the organism in Eukaryota, Metazoa, Rotifera, Eurotatoria, Philodinida, Philodinidae. The record is from the annotation of a GenBank genome assembly.